This is a messenger RNA of Osmerus eperlanus (European smelt), 869 nucleotides long. RefSeq names its product transmembrane protein 65-like. Gene Ontology annotation, biological process: regulation of cardiac conduction; cardiac ventricle development. The record is from RefSeq and is a predicted model, not a curated record. The coding region runs from base 1 to 582 and encodes 193 amino acids. Gene Ontology annotation, cellular component: mitochondrion. The transcript has 7 exons. Lineage: Eukaryota; Metazoa; Chordata; Actinopteri; Osmeriformes; Osmeridae.
AUGUGGUUGUCAUGGAAACUGGGGCUUGGUCAUGUGUACUCAGCACGUGGGAUCCUGACAGAUGUGCACACUCGUUUUUCAGAUAAGUCAAGCAGCAGAGACCCGACCAGUCCAGCCCCCAGACCAGGGUUAGCACCACUGGAGACGCUGCAGCCUACUCCGCCCACAAGAGCACAGAUCAAAUAUGUUCUCUUCCAUAACUCUAUCCCAUUCGUUGGUUUUGGUUUCCUAGACAACGCCAUCAUGAUAGCAGCUGGCACCCAGAUUGAGAUGUCUAUAGGGAUCACCUUUGGCAUAUCCACUAUGGCAGCUGCUGCCCUCGGCAACCUGGUGUCAGACCUGGCCGGACUGGGGCUGGCAGGCUAUGUGGAGGCCCUUGCCUCCAGGUUAGGGAUGCAGGGCCCUGAUCUCACCCCCAAGCAGGCGGACAUGUGGCAGACCAGAGUCAGCUCUCACAUGGGUAAGGCCAUUGGAGUGACGAUCGGCUGCAUCCUGGGGAUGUUUCCCCUCUUCUUCCUCAGCGAUGAUGACGAGGAGGAGAAGAAGAAGAAGAAAGCAGCCCUAACAACCACAAACCCCUAGGUCCUGCUACCACCAUGACCCCUGACCCAGCCCGUCUCAUACACAGGAACCAGACCACAAGCUACAGUGACCUGGUUCAAGACUACACUCCCACAGGGGGCCGUGUUUAAAGACUACAAUUCCCUACAGUGACCUGACCGAAUGUCCAUCUUGGAGUCUCUAAUUAUGCAAAGUGGAAGACGACACAAGAAAUGAACUGUACAAAACGAGAGAAAAGUCGAACGAUUACCUGCUACCUCCAUAGGUCUUUGUGAUGUUGUCAUUGAAGAGAUUGCAUGAAGUUAUCU